GGUCACUGGGACAAGAAGUUCCACUUAAUGUGGCAACUACUGGCUUCCCUAACCUAAUCAACAGUAGGCACAUCACAGUCAAAUGCUCUGUCCCAGGCAACAAAAUCACAGGGAACAAAUAGUGCACAGUUAUAAAAAUGGAGACUGGAGAAAUAUUCUCUCACUGUUGAAUGUGGAUCAUGGGGAAUGUACUUCAUGCUUCAGACAUCUGUUGUGGGUGCAGCCAACAGAAGAGGAUUUAUUAUUCAUAGGAAAAACAAUGAGAGAUGAAAACAUUCCUCUGAUAGUGAGUGUAGGCUGUGGAACUGGACUACUGGAGUGGUUAAUCACCAAUGCCACAGGUUUGGCUGUAAUAGGAGUUGAAGUAGACCGUGCAUGGUGGGAAUCUCCAUAUGCACCGCCCACAUUCAUCCCCCUGAGAUUUGUAAAAGAUGAUGAUGAACUGACAAAACUUCCCAAGGAACACGCACUCCUCUUCUGUUAUUUUAAUAACAACACGGCCUUUUAUGAUUAUUUGAAGGUGUAUGAAGGUGGGUGGCUCAUUAUCAUUGGUCCAACAAUUGGUAGUGGGAGACAUUCAAAACCAGCACCUUUUGAUAAUGACUUUCAAGAUGUUGGAUGGAAAUUACAAACAUUUAAGGAAAUAGGACAUACUAAAGAUUACAUAGCUAUAUACAAACGUAGUGGUAUCACAGUCCUUUAAAA
Schistocerca cancellata (South American locust) is the source of this 705-nucleotide messenger RNA. RefSeq lists its product as uncharacterized. Lineage: Eukaryota; Metazoa; Arthropoda; Insecta; Orthoptera; Acrididae. The transcript is spliced from 3 exons. The record is from RefSeq and is a predicted model, not a curated record. Bases 83 to 703 code for a protein of 206 amino acids.